CUAUAUUUAUCCGUUGUUUCUCAUUUCCUCAUUUUCCUCCCUCGUUGAUUAUCUAUUUCUUUCACACAGUCAGUGGAGGAGAGACUUCUUGCACUGGUCACUGAACUCUGCCAUCUCCCAUUCCCAUGUCCAUGGGUCAUGAGCAGGGCAAAUUGUGGGGCGGAAGAGAAUUUGCAACAACUGGUUCCCCGGUCAGCUACAGAGAGCGUUAGAGUAUGGUGCAGCAUGGAGGCCAAAUUGACCACCAUCUCCAGGUCACACUAAUCCCAUUAUACACCCCCAUCCCACCCCAGUCCAUCAGACCAUAGAACAUAGAGCAAAGAACAGACAGCACAGGACAAGUCCCUCAGCCACGAUGUUGUGCCAACCUGUUAACCCACUCCAAGAUCAAUCUAACCCUUCCCUCCCAAGGAGCCCUGCAUUUUCUAUCAUCCAUGUGCCUAUCUAAGAGCAUUUUAAAUGUCCCUACUAAUCAAUCUGCCCUUACCAUCACCGCGGUAGCGCGUUUCACGCACCCAACCAAUCAGAUCCCUCCUUCUAAACUCCAGCGAGUACGGGCUCAGAGCCGACAAGCGUUAACCCCUCCAUCCCCAGGAUAAUUGUUGUAAACUCCCCCUGGACCCUCUCCAAUGCCAGCAUAAGGGACCCACGAGCCGCUCGCAAGUCCGGUCGGGCCUUUGCCUUAUAAAGCCUCAGCAUCACAUCCUCCUGCUAUUGCAUCUGGACGGGUUCCAAGAAUGUUCAACGGGACCGACACCUGAAGUAGCUGAGAAAUCUUUAUUUGGAAUCUCUUGCGUGCUUUUAUUUUUCGUGUCGUGAUGACUUCGCAUUGGGCCACCGGCGGCAGAAGUUUGGGAACGCAGCCUUUCACUAGACCCUGACUAAUCCCGGAUCGGGGAGACGGGGCAAGCACCCGUCUCUGAUUUACGGACGCUGGUGUUACGCCGGGCGAAGGGUGAACGCAGAGGAACUGCGACCUCUCGGAGGGGAAGAUCUUCAGACACUCGGGAACCCUUGGAGACGUGAGCGUUGGGCUGCACCCGAGCUGCCCGCGAACGGGAGGAAGAGCGGCGUGAGACGCAGAACUCGGUCGGUUGUGGAGAGCCGGUGUCCCCGCCGUUCGGAGAGCGCCGGUCCGGUCGCCGGGCGAGACCAUGAACAAGAGCUGGUACGGUUGCCCCAAUCACACCGGAAGCUGCUCGAAUUCGCACCUGGGGUUCAUCCACUGGCUGACGCUACCACUUUCCGGCCUCAUCGUGGCCGGGAACGUCCUCAUCAUCGUGGGUAUCCUCGCCAACAGGGGGCUGCACACCACCACCAACUGGUUCUUCCUGAGUCUGGCGUUCUCCGACCUGGGCACCGGCAUCGCGCUGCCCUCCUUGCCCAUUAUGAUCCCCGAGCGGCCGCUCGCCUCCCCUCUCCUCUGCUUCUUCGUCCACCUUUUCCCCAAUUUCACCGUGCUCUCCCUCCUCGCCAACCUGGUGCUCGUGCACGGUGACCGAUACCUCUACAUCGCGCGCCCGCUGCGGCAUGGCGACUGGUUGCGGCGACGCGCCCCCGCGGCCAUUCUGGCCGUCUGGCUGCUGCCCCUGCUCUUCGCCUCGUUACCGCUGCUGGGCUGGAACUGCUGGCCGGAGCGGGAGGAGCCCAGCUGUUGCCACUUCAGCUACGUCUUCACGCAGGAGUACAUCUAUCUGGAAGUCUACGGUCUGCUGAUGCCGUCCAUCCUAAUCACAUGCACCAUGAGCGCUUGCCUCCUCCGCCUGGCCCGAAGGCAGAUGCGGGACAUUCAGAGGCAAUGCAGGGCGGUGCGAGGCGCCAGGAGCGAGAAGGGGGGAGCAGGGAGCACGGAGGGAGGUGCGAGGCGAAUGGAGUGCGCCCAGGAGCGAGGAGGGGACCCGGCGUCGGUGUUGGAGCACCGGCUCAAUCUCAGGUAUGCCCGCAGCGUCACGGGCUUCCUCCUCAUCUUCCUCCUCUGCUGGCUCCCCUACAUCUUCCAUCUGCACGCCCGCUUCCUGCUGCCGGACGGGGGACUCCGCACUCACAUCAUCCUGUCCUGCCUGGGCAUCAGUAGUGCCGCCCUCGUCCCUUUCGUGCUGGCCCUCAGUAACAAGGAGUACCUCCGGGUGUGGACUCAAGUCUCCGCCCGGGCCCGACGGCGGCUGGGCGAGGGCCUGGCGGCGUUUCCCAUGCAGCAAAUCGGGGGUUCACGCCCCCCACCGGUCCCGGCCGCGCCGACGGGGGGCAGUGCUGCCGCACAUACAGGGAUCGGGUGAGGGCCGCAGCUCAGGUAAAACCUCACUUCGCUGUCCCCCACUCUCGCUCCGUUCCCGACCCGCCCCGCCCGGGAUCCCACGGUGCCGAGAAGAUCAGGGGUAUUCUCUGUCCGGCGUCCGCCACAGGAGGACGGGGGCACCGUCAGUCACGUUGGCGAGGUCUUGCGGUGUACUGUACAAUUUUGGUGCAAUCGUUUCAACUCCCGAAACAGCAACAGAACGGUGCGGUGGACCAGCGGGCCGGUCAGUGUCUGUGGAAAGGGAACGGGAGUUCCCGUUUGAGGUCAACAGCACAGGGGUUAGCUCUGUUUUUUCCCUCUACAGACACCGCCCGACCUGCUUAGCACCUGGCCCCCUUUCCUUCCAGCUCUGAUGAAGGUUCUCACUCCGAAAUGUCGACUUUUUAUUACCCCACAUAGAUGCUGCCUGACCUGCUUUGUUCCUCCUGCAUUAUGUGUGUGUACGUUGUCUAGAAACUUCUAUGGAGCAUUUUGCUGUUUUACAACGGGGUCUUUUAAAUGUCCCUGAUGUUUCUGCCAUCACACAACCAGCAACAGGGUGUUCCACACAACCAACACACUCUGUGUAAAAAAAAAACACAAACUUACCUCAGCUGUCCAACCUAUACUUUCCUCCCUUCACCUUAAAAUUAAGCCCCUCAUAUCAGCAAUUUCCAUCCUGGGGAAAAGGGUCUCUGGCUGUCCACUCUAUCCAUGCCUCCUAUCAUCUUGUACAUCUCUGUCAAGUCGCUUCCCACCACCUCUACACCAGAGAGGAAAACCUAGCUCAUCCAACCUAUCCUCAUGGGACAUACCGUCUAAUCUAGGCACCAUGUACCUGUCCCAGUAGUUGUUAAUGUACCUGCCUCAGCUCAUUCCCGA
This is a messenger RNA of Mobula hypostoma (lesser devil ray), 3157 nucleotides long. RefSeq names its product G-protein coupled bile acid receptor 1-like. Gene Ontology annotation, biological process: G protein-coupled receptor signaling pathway. Gene Ontology annotation, cellular component: plasma membrane. The transcript has a single exon. NCBI's taxonomy places the organism in Eukaryota, Metazoa, Chordata, Chondrichthyes, Myliobatiformes, Myliobatidae. Bases 1155 to 2276 code for a protein of 373 amino acids. Gene Ontology annotation, molecular function: G protein-coupled bile acid receptor activity. The record is from RefSeq and is a predicted model, not a curated record.